AUGCAGAAGAAAGGCGGUGACACGCUCAGCCUCAAGCCAUCGAACGGUCCUUCAUUUGUCGUGAACAUGAGCUCGAGAUGGGCGAACACAUCUGACCAUGGUAGAAUCCUUGACUUUUUCUCAGGCGUCAUCGAGAAGGUCAAGGCAGAGGCGAAGAGAAAAGGGGUGGACAAUGACUACAUUUACAUGAUCUACGCAUCGCAAUUUGAAGACCCAAUCGGCAGUUACGGCGCGACCAAUGUUCAGAAGUUAAAAGCGGUGUCGGCCAAGUAUGAUCCUGCAUCUGUGUUCAUCAACUUGAUGCCUGGCCACUUCAAGCUGGGCAAGGGCGCGCCGACCCCGAGCAUGCCUUGA
Molecule: messenger RNA, 354 nt
Organism: Didymella exigua CBS 183.55
Lineage: Eukaryota; Fungi; Ascomycota; Dothideomycetes; Pleosporales; Didymellaceae
Exons: 1
Coding region: 1-354 (117 amino acids)
Source: RefSeq, a predicted model, not a curated record